AUGUAUCGAAAAUCUUUCACCCUUCAUAAAUUAUACAAAAAUGAAAAUCGUAAAGAAAGUAGUAAACGACAACAAAAUAAUAUUUUUUCUCACAAAAGACGUUCUUCCUCUUUUGAUAAUAAAAAUCCACUUCAUCAACAUUCUCACAUAAAAUUUUCUACUGCGCUAACACCGGAUUGUUUCGCGGAAAUUUUGGCUCAUUUACAAGACGACAAAUCAACCUUAUACAAUUGUUUAUUGUUAAAUAGAUUAUGUUGUCGUCUGGUCGUUCCAUUAUUAUGGAGGC
Messenger RNA from Funneliformis caledonium, 286 nucleotides. NCBI's taxonomy places the organism in Eukaryota, Fungi, Glomeromycota, Glomeromycetes, Glomerales, Glomeraceae. The record is from the annotation of a GenBank genome assembly.